AUGUCGGGAGAAAACCAGGCACAGGUCACCACCUGUCUAACACCAUCCCUACUGUGGAGCAUGGUGGUGGCAGCAUCGUGCUAUGGGGAUGCUUUUCAGAGGCACAUACUGGGAGACUGCUGCCGGAGCCUCCGCCUGUCCGGCGCCGCUGCCGGAGCCUCCCGCCUGUCCGGCGCCGCUGCCUCUCGCCUGGAGCGCUGCCGGAGCGUCCCGCCUGUCCGCCGCUGCGCCCGCCUGUCCCGCGCCGCUGCGGAGCGUCCCGCCUGUCCCGCCUGUCGGCGCCGCGCUGCCGGAGCGCCCCGCCUGUCGCGGGAGCGCCCGCCAGUCCCCGGCGCGGAGCGUCCCGCCUGUCCGGCGCCCUCCCGCCUGUCCGCCCGAGCCGUCCCGCCAGUCCGGCGCUGCGGAGCGUCCCGCCUGUCCGGCUGCUGCCUGUCCGGCGCCGCUGCCGGAGCGUCCCGCCUCUCGGCAUUUAACACCAUAGUACCCUCCAAGCUCGUCAUCAAGCUCGAGACCCUGGGUUUCGACCCUGCCUUGUGCAACUGGGUACUGGACUUCCUGACGGGCCGCCCCCAGGUGGUGAGGUGGUUGAUUGUGGCCGUCAGUUUGCCUCUCUCACCCUCUCUCUCCUCAGCAGCAGGCACACGUAAAGGUGGUGUGUGCAUUGCCCAGUCUCUGAAGAUCCCCAGGGAGCCCAAGCCGGGGGAGUUUGACAAGCUUAUUCUGCGAUUGCUUGAGACCUCCAACGCCCGAGCCGUCAUCAUGUUUGCCAAUGAGGACGACAUUAGGCGUAUCCUGGACGCGGCCAAACGCAACAACGAGACUGGUCACUUCCUUUGGGUUGGAUCAGACAGCUGGGGGUCCAAGAUCUCCCCUGUGGUCCAGCAGGAGAGAGUGGCAGAGGGGGCCAUCACCAUCCUCCCCAAGAGAGCCUCCGUGGACGCCUUCGACCGUUACUUCCGGAGUCGCUCCCUCUCCAACAACAGAAGGAACGUGUGGUUCGCAGAAUUUUGGGAAGAAAACUUUGCGUGCAAGUUAGGGAUGCAUGGCAAGCGACCUGGGAGCCCCAAGAAAUGCACAGGACUGGAGAAGGUGGGUCGUGACUCAACCUAUGAACAGGAGGGGAAGGUACAGUUUGUGAUGGACGCGGUUUAUGCCAUGGCCCACGCCCUACACCGCAUGCACCGCGAGCUCUGCUCAGGGAACAUAGGCCUGUGCCCACGCAUGCACAACAUUGACGGCAAGGAACUACUGACCUUCAUCCGGGCAGUAAACUUCAAUGGAAGUGCUGGGACUCCUGUCACAUUUAAUGAGAAUGGCGAUGCUCCAGGACGCUACGAUAUCUUUCAGUACCAGAUCAACAACCGGUCAACAGCAGAGUACAAGGUCAUCGGCCACUGGACCAACCAGCUACACCUAAAUAUGGAUGCCAUGCAGUGGACCAGUGGAGACCCCUCUGUGCCCGCCUCUGUGUGCAGCCUGCCCUGCAAGAUGGGUGAGAGAAAGAAGGUGGUGAAGGGAGUACCAUGUUGCUGGCACUGCGAGCGCUGUGAGGGCUACCACUUCCAGGCCAGUGAGUUCAUUUGCGAGCUGUGCCCAUAUGAGCAACGACCCGACCAGAACCACACUGGGUGCCAACCUAUCCCCAUCAUCAAGCUGGAGUGGCACUCACCCUGGGCAGUGGUGCCAGUCUUCAUCUCUGUCCUGGGCAUUCUGGUUACCACCUUCGUCAUUGUCACCUUUGUGCGCUACCACGACACGCCCAUUGUCCGAGCCUCGGGCCGGGAGAUGAGCUAUGUUUUGCUUACGGGUAUCUUUCUGUGCUAUGCGAUCACCUUCCCCAUGAUCGCAGCUCCUGACGUUGCCGUUUGCUCCAUCAGGCGCAUCUUCCUGGGCCUGGGAAUGUGCUUCAGCUACGCAGCUUUGCUUACCAAAACAAACCGCAUCCACCGCAUCUUCGAGCAGGGCAAGAAGGCUGUUACUGCACCGCGGUUCAUCUCCCCGGCCUCCCAGCUGGUCAUCACCUUCAGCCUGAUCUCAGUUCAGUUACUGGGUGUUUUUGUGUGGUUUGCCACUGACCCGCCACACAUGGUGGUGGACUAUGGCGAGCAGCGCACGCAGGACCCUGAGAACGCCCGUGGGGUGCUCAAGUGUGACAUCUCGGACCUCUCACUCAUCUGCUCGCUUGGAUACAGUAUUCUCUUGAUGGUCACAUGCACUGUUUACGCCAUCAAGACCAGGGGAGUGCCAGAGACCUUCAACGAGGCAAAGCCUAUUGGAUUUACUAUGUAUACUACCUGUAUAAUUUGGUUAGCUUUUAUACCUAUCUUCUUUGGGACGGCACAGUCAGCAGAAAGGAUGUACAUCCAGACAGCCACGCUGACCAUCUCCCUCAGCCUGAGCGCCUCCGUCUCUCUGGGGAUGCUCUACAUGCCCAAGGUCUACAUCAUCAUCUUCCACCCGGAGCAGAAUGUUCCCAAGCGCAAGCGCACCUUCAAGGCCAUCGUCACCGUCGCCACCAUGACCAGCAAGCUGUCCCAGCUGGCCUCCGAGCGACCCAAUGGAGAGGUGAAGACAGAAAUCUGCGAGGGCAUGGAUGCCAGUAUGCCAUCAACCAAAACAAAGUAUGUCAGCUACACCAAUCAUGCCACCUGAAGAGAGAAGCACUGAAUAGAGAAUUACUGAGGAAUUCCACAUGCAGACUUGGAUGUGUCAGAUUCACCCAUGACAGGGCGUUACAACAAGCAUGAGACAUUGAUAUUGCUCAGAGUCCAAAUAACGACUGAGAGCAUGGCAGUCAACAUAAAUAUGUCUGCUCUUUCAUGUUCACGGACAGAGCUAAUGGGCCUGCUGGAAGCAGACAAAACACUAAACAAACAAUUCAAGAGACUUGACAAAAUGAGGGUGGGGAACAGAAGAGGGAAACAAAAGAGAAUUUAAAUAUAAAUUGUUGCGAUCAACCAUGUUAGUUAGUUUGUUAUUCUAAUUUUAUGUAAUUUGUGGUUGUGAAGAUUUCUCAUUUGUGUCUUACGUCGUCUGAACUACAUUGCGAGAUGAGUUUGUCUCUGUUUCAGCUAACUGAAUUGUAGCCUUGAGUUGUGAAAUCUGUAAAUGCAAUGGUUUAAGCAUGCACAUUUUUAUACAAAUACUUUAUUUGUAAUAAAGGAAUGUUUUGGAAAUGUUUAGGAUUGUUGGAUGAGGUUAAAUAUGAGAGUGGGAUAUGAUGUAUAUGGUUUACCUCAAUUUAGAUGGAAAUGAUACCCAAUGCAUCAUCCAUAAGGCAUAACAGUUAUGUGAUGGCCUUGACCUGAAUUGAGCACACAUCCAAAAUACACCAGGAUGGUAAGUAGGCAAAUUAUGUUAAGAAUGUAUGAAGCCUUAAAGCAAACUAUGAAAAAUAUCUAGAGCACCCAAAAACUCCAUGGUCUCAAAACAAAACAAACAAUAUUGCUGUAGGAUUUCCCCUGAAGCCAACUAUAUACAGUCAUGGCAAAAUAAUUUGAGUAUUACUGUGAACAUAAUGCAAAUGUUUAGUUUUAAC
This is a messenger RNA of Oncorhynchus nerka (sockeye salmon), 3538 nucleotides long. RefSeq names its product metabotropic glutamate receptor 8-like. The record is from RefSeq and is a predicted model, not a curated record. Lineage: Eukaryota; Metazoa; Chordata; Actinopteri; Salmoniformes; Salmonidae. Gene Ontology annotation, biological process: G protein-coupled glutamate receptor signaling pathway; regulation of synaptic transmission, glutamatergic. Gene Ontology annotation, cellular component: plasma membrane. Bases 1 to 2652 code for a protein of 883 amino acids. Gene Ontology annotation, molecular function: group III metabotropic glutamate receptor activity. The transcript has 12 exons.